AUGAGGAUCUUCGGCCCAAAGUCCAUCCUGACGGGGGCGUGUCUGCUCCUUCAUAUAAAGGCAUCUUUGGUUGUUCGAGCCGAACCCGCUGAGAUUUCUAUCCCAGAACUAGACGCCUUCAUCCAAGCCAAUGCCGCUAGCAUAGUUCACUUCCAAGACACCAUGCGUGAUGUCUCCCUGUUAUGGGAUGUAAAUCGCACUAUUGGUAAAAAACCCAAUAUUCCGCUUACGCUCGAUACUCUACGUGGGGAUCUCGAAAAUAAAGUCAACGAACUCAACAGUAUCGCAGAGGAUGACCCUCUGGCUGCGCCGCAGACAUUAAAGGCGCUUGGAUUUGCAAACCAUACAAUUCCGGAGAAAAACAGCUUUGAUUGGGAUGAUGAACCAGUAAAUCGGGUGCUUUACCCUAUUUUCCUAAUGCUACAGGAAUCCUUAUCUGUCCGAAGAACAUUCCGGGGUUUUCUUGAUUGGGCUGAUAGCCACAUCGGGCUGACCCAUUGGCCCAAUCUUGUCGCAGGUCAAGAGAAAGAGAGUGCAUGGGUUGCCCCAAAGCUUUUUGGGGGCUCUAUUUACAAGUAUCGAGGACUUUUUAUCUACGACAAGGGUAAGCGGGCAAACAAUAGUAGGCAGCUCAAUAUUUAUUUCUUAGUUUUUGACACGGGGGUCCACUACAUGCAAAAUUUACUCACAAAGACCUUCAAGGUGGGCCCUAAGUUUGGUAUUGCAGUGGAGAUCAAAGAAUUGAUGGAGGAUAUAAUAAAAAUUGCUGCUGGGUUUAGAGAGGGGGUGAGGAGAGCAAGGGAAGCAUAUGUCGCAAUCCCUCCACUUCCUGGGAGUGUCGAAGAUGAAAAUAUUAAGGACGAUAUCGAUGAAAACGUAGGGGUUUCUCAGGUCCCGAAAACGCUUCAAAAGAAAAUUUUAGUUGUUCCUGAGUAUAUAGAAUCUGGUCCUGAGACUAUGACAGAGAUACUCAAUAUACCCGAAUUUCAGUUCGAGGCAUCAGGUGAGCUACAGCCGCCUGAGAGUGUGAGUUUCAACUAUGGGCUGUUACGGUCUCUUCCGGCUUAUGUAGGGACCGACUUUGAUCUUCUUAACACACCCGCAUGUUCCUUCGAGGAGGAGAUGGCUGCCGCGCGCGAUCCUCAAGGCCAGCAUCGUUGCAGUAUCUUCUAG
Orbilia oligospora ATCC 24927 is the source of this 1173-nucleotide messenger RNA. RefSeq lists its product as uncharacterized. Lineage: Eukaryota; Fungi; Ascomycota; Orbiliomycetes; Orbiliales; Orbiliaceae. The record is from RefSeq and is a predicted model, not a curated record. The coding region runs from base 1 to 1173 and encodes 390 amino acids. The transcript is spliced from 2 exons.